AUGAUCCCGAACGAGGAGACCUCAGGCCGGAAGAAGGAGAUAGAGGAAAAGCUGAAACAGGAGGAAGAAAUGUUGACAUUCAUCAAAGAGAGUCUAGAUAAGAGUGAUCAGCUAACCAAUAACAUGGUGUCCAUCCUUUCAUCCUUCGAGAGCCGAUUAAUGAAGUUGGAGAAUUCUAUCAUCCCCGUGCACAAGCAGACAGAGACACUGCAGCGCCUUCAGGAAAAUGUGGAGAGUACCCUUUCCUGUCUGGACCACGUCAUUAGCUACUACCAUGUAGCCACGGAGACUGAGAGGGUUAUCCGAGAGGGGCCAUCAGGACGACUAGAAGAAUACCUAAGCUGCAUUGCCAAGAUUCAGAAAGCAGUGGAAUAUUUUCAAGAUAACAAUCCUGACAGCCCAGAGUUAAACAGAGUGAAGUCGCUGUUUGAAAGAGGAAAGGAAUCCUUAGAUGCUGAGUUCCGUAACCUCCUUCAGAGACACAGUAAACCAGUCCCUCCUAUUCUCAUCUUGGACCUCAUUGGUACAGAUGAAGAGAUAGAAGGACAAGAGGAGGGAAUUCUAGAGCAUCUUCCAGAAGGGAUCUUACAGGACAUCAUACGCAUCUCUCAAUGGUUGGUAGAGUAUGGCAGAAACCAAGACUUCAUGAAUGUAUACUACCAGAUUCGCUCCAGCCAACUGGAUCGUUCAAUAAAGGGACUGAAAGAACAUUUCCGAAAGAACAGUGCAACUCCAGGAGUCCCCUAUUCUCCCAUUGUGCCAAGCAAGAAGAAGGAUACCCCCACCAAGAAACCAGCCAAAAGGCCAGGAACUAUCCGCAAAGCUCAGAAUCUUCUCAAACAGUACUCACAGCACGGGCUUGAUGGGAAAAAGGGAGGGGCCAACCUUGGAGCCCUUGAAGGGAAGGAAGAUGUACUUGAUCUUGAGAUUGAUACUUACAUGUACUGUAUCAGUGCUUUUGUGCGACUUGCACAGAGUGAAUACCAGCUACUUAUGGACAUCAUCCCUGAACAUCAUCAAAAGAAGACUUUUGAUUCUCUCAUCCAGGAGACCCUGGAUAACCUCAUGCUGGAGGGAGAAAACAUUGUCUUAGCUGCAAAGAAAGCUAACUCCAGGCAUGACUUCACCUCUGUUUUGAGCAUCUUCCCUAUAUUAAGGCACCUGAAGCUCCUCAAGCCUGAGUUCGACAAAGUUUUGCAGGGUACGGCUGCUAGCACCAAGAACAAACUUCCAAAUCUUAUAAACUCUAUAGAGACAACAGGAGCCAAAGCUCUAGAAGAUUUUGCAGACAGUAUUAAGAAUGAUCCUGAUAAGGAGAACAGCAUGUCCAAAGAUGGUACGGUGCACGAAUUGACCAGUAAUGCCAUCCUUUUCCUACAACAGUUACUUGAGUUCCAGGAGACAGCAGGAGCCAUGCUGGCCUCACAAGUUCUUGGGGACACUUACAAUAUUCCUAUUGAUCCCAGAGAGAGCAGUUCCACUGCCAGCAGCUACAGCACUGAAUUUAGCCGACGUCUCCUCAGUACUUAUAUCUGUAAAGUCCUAGGAAACCUGCAGCUCAAACUACUGUCUAAGUCCAAGAUGUACGAGGAUCUGGCCCUGGGAGCUAUUUUCCUGCACAACAACGAUAACUACAUCCUCAAGUCUCUGGAGAAGUCAGAGCUCAUGCAGUUGGUGUCUGUGACCCAGAAGAACCCUGACAAUGUAUACCGGGAACACAUAAAACAACAGAUCGAGACAUACCAAAGAAGGUUGUUUUUUUUCACAGAUCCACUUUAA
Staurois parvus is the source of this 1779-nucleotide messenger RNA. NCBI's taxonomy places the organism in Eukaryota, Metazoa, Chordata, Amphibia, Anura, Ranidae. The record is from the annotation of a GenBank genome assembly.